GUGUUCGUAUAGAUUGAUCUGUGUUCCGAGCGGAUUAUAAAAGCAUCGGAAACUCACAUACCCGCCUACUCACCAACAUUUUCGGCCCAGCAAAAUCACUAUGCGAUAUACGAUAUGACAUGUAGCUCGGUGGACAGGACGAACAACUGUCCAGCACGGAGUUGGCAGGCCGCCAGAUCCUGCCAAGAUCACCAUGGCUCGGAUAUCGUCCUCCGAGGAUUUUAAAGAACGGGGACCCUAUUAGUACGCAGUCAGAACUCCUCCCUUUCUUUGUACCGGUUCCUCCGCUUGUCCCUCCUCCCGUACACCUUCUCGGCAUGUCUACGAGGACCAGCUCCGUCACUGCCGCGUCCGCGGCGACGACCGUGGAUUCAAUACACCCGAUCAACAACCCGUAUGGCUACGUUCCGACUGAGUGGAUUUGCAUCUUGUUCAUAGUCCUCUUCGGUGUCUCCACAAUCAUCCACCUGGUGCAGGCGAUCCGCUCGCGCCUCUGGUGGCUGCUCAUCACGGCGUGUCUCGCAGGCAUCGGAGAGAUUCUCGGUUGGAGCGCACGACUGUGGUCAAACCAGAACGUGUCCAACAUCGAGCCGUAUAUUAUGCAGAUUACGACGACGAUCAUCGCGCCAACACCCCUUAUCGCGGCCAACUUCGUGAUCCUUGGGCAGAUCAUCCGCCGCAUGGGCCAGAGGUACAGCCGGAUAACGGCCAAGUGGUACACCAUCAUCUUCUGCACAUUUGAUCUCGUGGCCCUGAUAGUGCAAGCCGUAGGUGGCGCAGGGGCAGCAGGGGCGGUACAGAAGGGCAACGAUCCGACCCCCGGAGGCCACAUCAUGCUAGCCGGUGUCUCCUUCCAGAUGGUGUCGCUCGUGUUCUACGUCCUCCUAGCUUCCGAGUUCAUUUUCCGCUACGCGUACGACCACCCGUUUGCGCGCUAUGGGCAGUCCACGGUCGCACGGCGCAAGACGGAUCCCGAGACGAAGCAGAUGAUCUUCGGCUUGGUUCUCGAGGCCGUAUUUCUGUUCAUCCGGUCCAUCUACCGAGUGGUCGAACUCUCCGACGGCUGGAAGGGUAAGAUCAUCAGGACACAAUGGUACUUCAACGUCUUCGACGCUGCGAUGAUCGUCCUCGCCAUGUACACCCUGAACCUCUUCCACCCCGGCCGUCUCCUCGGCAAGGCCGACGCGUGGGCCAGCAAGGACGGCGAGCCGAAGAGAACGCGAUGAAGGGCUUCUCGCAAGAUUCUGCUUGACGGACGGGCAUCGCACCGAUGUGGCCUCAAUCGCGCGCUUGCAAGGGACCGCUCCUCCAACUAUACUAAUGUUCUAUAGAGCUGUACCCAUCUUCCACGAGUAAUGGAAACCAUCACAUUCGUUUACUCAAGCGGUGCGGGGCCAGAGGAGCGAG
This is a messenger RNA of Dichomitus squalens LYAD-421 SS1, 1407 nucleotides long. Its product is annotated as RTA1-domain-containing protein. The coding region runs from base 318 to 1226 and encodes 302 amino acids. The record is from RefSeq and is a predicted model, not a curated record. Lineage: Eukaryota; Fungi; Basidiomycota; Agaricomycetes; Polyporales; Polyporaceae. The transcript has 11 exons. Gene Ontology annotation, cellular component: plasma membrane; fungal-type vacuole.